AGCUCAGCCUGCAGCUGCAACGCACUCUGCUGUUACUAUUCCUGUCAAACGGCUUUAAUGCACAUUACACACUCAAUGCAACACAGAGAGGACGGGUGCUCCAGCGCACCAACACACACACACACACACACACACACACACACACACACACACACACACACGCACACACGCAGCAUUAGCAGCAGCAUGUGGCUUCCCUAGCCCUCUCUCUCUCCCUCUUUUUUUUAAACAGAGGCUCGCCCGUCCUCAGUCGGUGGGCUGGGUGUGUGCUGGACAGAGCGCACAACGAUCAGAGGAAGCCAAGACAGCGAGCAACGUGAACGAAGAUGAGGAGAACGAAUGUGAGCCGUGUUUGAUCCGGAAUAAAACUCCAGAUUCUGGUUUGAACAAAGACUCGAGCCUCUGGCUUUUAAAUCGAAACCACUUUGUGCCCUUGAAGAGAGAAAAGCUGGUUCAAUCAGAAACCAGAAAUCGCUGCUUUUAGAGCUGCUUCUUUGCCGAAUGCUGCAGAUGAAGGAGAAGAAGAACAGUUCCUCUGCUCUUUCUCUCUUUGGAGGCUGAAACUGCAGCAGAUGUUCUGCUUGUACAUUUUUUUUCAGGACUCUCUCCAAAGCUGAACGUUUGCGUGACCCGGCCGAGAGAAAGAACAGCUGGAUGGCAGCCUGAGGUUUCAGUGGAUUUGAUGUGGCAGACAUGAAGAACCAGUACCAGUAUGGACGAAGUCAUCUGGAGAGACUGGUUUGCGUGGCUCUGUCCACUCUGGUGUUGGUUCUGCUGGGACUUCUGGGAUCCGUCACAGGCUGUCCUGGUGUCUGCACCUGCUAUGGCAAUACCACUGACUGCACUGCUGUUGGACUCCUCUCUCUGACGCCUAUCCUCGGGCUGGUUGCCCAGGACUCUCUGGCACUCCACCUACCCCAGAACAAUCUCACCUUCCUGGGCAAAGCUGAGCUGUCCAACCUCAGCAGCCUGGAGGUACUGGAUCUUUCCCAGAACCACUUUUCAACCUUGCAGCCUGGAGCUUUCCUAGGCCUGAACAGCCUGCGCCGCUUAAACCUGUCCACCAACUACCUCAGUAAACUCAACAGCAGCACAGUGACAGUCGAGGCCUUCAAUGGAAGUCAGGGGAGUAUUGGAUUGAGCAAGGAGGUUUUCAAGGGGCUAUGGCAGCUGCAGGAGCUUGAUCUGUCCUCCAACGGCCUUCUGUGGCUGCCCAAGGGCCUGCUGGAUGGGCUUCAGAGACUCACCUGGUUGUCUCUGGCCAGCAACUGGCUUGUGACCCUGGACAGAGUCACAUUUGAACCCCUGGUGGGGCUACAGCACCUCCUGCUGGUGGGAAACCCUUGGAAAUGCGAUUGCAAGCUGAGAGACUUCAAGCACUGGAUGGAGUGGUUGAUUUACAGGGACGGGCAGGUAGAUGUGAUGCAGUGCAGCCUCCCAGAGGAUUUGAAGGGCAGGGACAUCCGCAGCGUGCCAGCAGAGAUGUUCAGCUACUGCCUCCAGACUUCAACCAAGGAAGGUGCCACCCGGCCUCCUUGCCCGCCCGGCCGGGUCGGAGGUGCCGAUGAUUGCAUCCGUCAGCGCUACAGACCCGCGAGCGUCCGCCGGGCACAGGGCACACAGGUAGUUGCGGCCGUUGUGUGCGGCACAGUGUGCGUCAUGAUGGUGGUGGCAGCAACUUAUGGGUGCGUCUACGCCUCGCUGGUAGCCCGCUACCAGAAAGAGAUGAAGAGCCGCGGGCAGCCCCUGAUGGCUGAGUCUGGAGCUGACACAGACCUGGAGGACGGGCAGACGUCAUCCCCGACCUCACUGGAGGAGACGCCGCCCAAAGAGGCCUGCGGCUUCGUGCACAGUUAUAGAAUCAGCAGUUUCUAACACACUGAUUUCUGCUUCUGUACUUCAGCUCUCAUCACUGAUGAGACGAGGUCUGCAGAGAGAAACCCUGCAGCUCACUGGGCGAAACUCUCCGGGUGGGGACUGAUUGUGCAGCUGAAUGGAGCGGACUAAAUCCAGUGAAGAUGUGAUUCUGCAGUACUUCUUUUAAUGUAUGGAUGCUCUGUGAAUUGUUAUUCCCUGCGCUGCAUCCCUCAGCCAGCUUUGAAACUUCUCUCAAGCUGCUGUUUGGCACUUCUGCAGCUUGACUUUCCCUUCAUGUGUGUUUCUUCUUUAGAAAUAUGAAUCUACAUUUAGUUUCCACCUUUGGAUCUGAGCCCAAGAAGCACAAAGUCAAAAAGUACAAACGUCUGUGAAUGUGUGACAUUUCUCUUGAUGUGUGCUGCAAAAAAUUACUUUUCUCUUAAUCAGUUGUGCGUGUUUUACAUUCCCCAUUUUGCAGAAUAAUUCUUUGUACCUGUGUUAGGUGGAUGCCCCUGCUGAAUCUUCUCAGAAUAACAAACACUUUGAACCACAUCAGAGUCCUGCUGCUGUCAGGUAAACGCUGCUUUAAGCUUCAUCACAGGUUAACUGCAUUCAAACAAUACUAGAACUGUACUGCCGCCUAGAGGGCAAGCUUAGAGCUGCAACAGCUUCUAAUCCAGCACAAAGAAACAGCGAUUACUACUAUUAUCUCCAGCAUUGUGAAGUAAAGAAAGAGCGUGAGGAGAUCAGCUCACAUGUGAUAAGCACAUGAAAUAAAUUGAAGUGUAAUUGAACUCAAGGACUGUUAAUCAUGCUGAAGGUAAUAAACUCUUUAUUUAUCUAAA
Molecule: messenger RNA, 2702 nt
Organism: Oreochromis niloticus (Nile tilapia)
Lineage: Eukaryota; Metazoa; Chordata; Actinopteri; Cichliformes; Cichlidae
Product: leucine-rich repeat and transmembrane domain-containing protein 2
Exons: 4
Coding region: 694-1875 (393 amino acids)
Cellular component (GO): plasma membrane
Molecular function (GO): protein binding
Source: RefSeq, a predicted model, not a curated record